Bombus pyrosoma is the source of this 1980-nucleotide messenger RNA. RefSeq names its product acyl-CoA-binding domain-containing protein 5. The transcript has 6 exons. Gene Ontology annotation, biological process: fatty acid metabolic process. The record is from RefSeq and is a predicted model, not a curated record. Bases 239 to 1291 code for a protein of 350 amino acids. Gene Ontology annotation, molecular function: fatty-acyl-CoA binding. NCBI's taxonomy places the organism in Eukaryota, Metazoa, Arthropoda, Insecta, Hymenoptera, Apidae.
GCGUAUAUGAUCACUGGACGAUCGCCAGUCAUCAAUCGGUGAUCUGUCAUUCGUUGUAUGCCUUGUUUUUAACUUAAUUGUCCAUUUAAUUUAGAAAACAUCAAGUUAGUUUUUUAGCUUGUUACAUCGAAAACAAAUACUUCGAAUCAUUGAAAGGUGGUUAAUAAUUAACAAAAAAAAUAAGGUUAUAACAAAGUGAGUGUGAAUAUUUAUCCGUUCAAAGAUUGCGGAUCUUGCCAUGACGACGGAAGAACAGUUUCAGGCGGCUGUUAAUGUGAUCAGGAAUUUACCAAAGAAUGGUGCAUAUCAACCUAGCAAUGAAGUUAUGCUACGUUUUUAUGCAUAUUACAAACAAGCAACAGAAGGAUCAUGUCAACAACCAAAACCAGCAUUCUGGGAAGUGGUUAGAAAAGCAAAAUGGGAAGCUUGGACACGCUUGGGCAAUAUGAGUAGAACAGAAGCUAUGAAUAACUAUGUAGAAGAAUUAAAAAAGAUUGUAGAAACAAUGUCUUAUACAGACAAAGUGGCUAAUUUUCUAGACAGUUUAGAUUCAUUUUGUGAAAGUGUCCCACCUGAAGAUUUAGAAUUACUUCUUGGUCCUGUGUUAGAACGUAUGCGCUCACAACCUGGAAUGCCAUUAUCUGGUUCUCCCCUAGCAUCAAGAGAAACAUCACCACAUAGAGGUUGUAACAUGACUCGGCACAUUGCAAGUAGUUUAGAAACCAGCCCAGCUACUAGCCAUAGUGCAAGUCCACUAGAUACCGACGGCGAAGACGAAUUUAUAGAUACUGUCGAAUCAGCUCCAGAACGAUUACCAAAAGACAUAACAAAAACCACUAAUGUUACUCAAAAAAUGGUUAAUGGUUUAAAUGUUUCUACUGAUAAAGUUAAUGAGUUAGUUACUCAAAAAGAGAACUCUUCAGAAUUAAUUAAUGGAUACACUAAUACAAAUGGCUAUGCAGAACCACUAACAGAAAAUAAGCAAGAAAAAAGUAAACAACGUGUUAAAAAAGAUGAAAAAUCUAACGACGAAUUUUUCAAUCAAAUAGCUAUAACUAUGCAAAACUUACAAAGAGAUUUAGACAGAAUAACGGCCAGAGUGCGCAGUUUAGAAGGUCAAACAUUACAGGCAUUGGCGCCUUCAAUAAAGCAGCCUGCAGCAACUUCAUACCCAAAAUGGUGGCCUUUACCAGAGUGUUCACCGCGAUUAUUCACUAUCUUAAUCGUAUGGCCGUUCAUAGCGCAAUUUUUGAUUUCUUUAACACAACGUUAUCGUCAGCGAAGGCUGUGAUUUAAACAUUACCAUAUUACAUCACUCGAAAUAUAUUCCACUAUUUACUGUUAGAUGAAUUCAAAUCAGUGUUGAAUUCAAGUAAUAUAGACAUUUUUUAAGACAGUUCAAGUAUAUUUCUACAAUCUAAAUAUGUAUAUGGCCAAAACUGCUAUGUGAUUCUUGAUUCAUACAGAUUACAUUUGAAGACGUAAUCAGUUGGGCAAAACUUUAAAAAUUUACUCUAUCAACUGUUCACAUAUAAAUGUAUGUACAGUGAUUAUACAGAAAAGUUUAUUUAUUUUAAACAUGAGAGAAUUGAAGAGAGUUUGAUUGCUCUCUAUAUGUUUAUAUGUUAAAAAUCAAUGGAUUAACUGAAUAUACAUAUUAUAUAUAUUUACUUAAGAUAAUUUAUAUGUAUCAUAAAUAGUAAUGUGUAUUCAUAUAUUGUAAUAUAGAAAGAAAGAUUAUAUACAAAUUUUAUAUUGUACACAAAAAAAGAUAGAGUUUAUUGAAAUUUACAGCUUUUUUAACAGAAAUUAUAAUUUACUUAGGAUAGUAUCACUUUUUAAAUAAUAUUAUAAAGUACUCUCUUCACUUUUUUUAGUUAAUUUUAAAUUGAGAACAGAUAUAUGACAAAAUCGUGUACAAAUAUUGUAUAAAAAUGUAUAAUUUUUACUUGUAUUUCUAAUAAUUAUUACUUGUAAUUA